GUAAUGAGGAAAAAAAUGAGUAGCAGUGUAAUUCAUUAUCUGUCCAUUUCUUCUUCCAUGGCUGUUUCCUUGUUCUCUCAGCUGCAUCUGCAUCCACUGCUUCAUGGUAACAACAAAAUCUCUUUGUCUCUGCAAUCCCAACAAAGGUUUCAUUCACCAUCCAAGGCUAUUAGUAUUAUUCAGUGUUGCUCGAGUUCUUCCAACCACAGCAUCAAGCUCAGAACUUGCAAGAACUGCAAAUCUCAAUUCGACCCUUCACUCAAUCACCCUCUUGCUUGUCGCUUUCACACUGCCCAUUUUGGUGGAGAAACUAAGAGGAAGUUUGAGAGUGUUUAUGAAGGGGGCACCAUGAACACUCCUGAUUCCGGCAAAGUUUUUCAGUAUUGGCAUUGCUGCGGAUCCGAAGAUCCCUUCCAUCCUGGCUGCACUUCUGCACCUCACUCCUCCUAUGAUGACUGAUGUUCAUCAAUUUCGCACCGGAAACCACUUAUAAAUAGCUAUAACAACCAUCAUCACAAUUUCCUUGUAGAAAAGAGUUGAUUUAGAGAUCCCAACUCGACUUCUUAUCAAUGGAGGCAGCCAAGCUUUCAUGGAAUCCGAUCUUCUCCAAGAGCCUAAUACGUUGGCGGUGCAUGCCACGACGCAAGGUUGUUGGGAUGAGCUACUCUGGUGGCGAUUAUCAGGACUACUAUCUAGGGAGGUUAGUGGAUGAGAGCAUGAUUGUACUGUAUUCACAACGACAAAGAUGUAUUUGAAGCAUUUGGGUUAUUGGAAUGUUAUAUGUUGAGCCUAAGACCAAGUGUUGCAUUAGGGAUGCUCAUAUUUGUUGCUUUGAGUGUGCUGAUAUCUUUUGGUGUAAGAUUGUUUCAUGCCAUGGAGAUUCAUAUAUAUCUUGCUUUGGCUUAA
Molecule: messenger RNA, 906 nt
Organism: Arachis ipaensis
Lineage: Eukaryota; Viridiplantae; Streptophyta; Magnoliopsida; Fabales; Fabaceae
Product: carboxypeptidase
Source: RefSeq, a predicted model, not a curated record